AUGCCUGAACCAGUGGGCGAACCCGAAUUAUUCCAUGAAAAGGAGCAGCUAGUGAACAACAAAGUAAAAGCGGAGAAACGCAAAAGGUCGCCCACAGCCGAAGAUAUCAGUCACACUGAGGGAACUUCUGUAAAGAAAAAACGAACCGUCGAAAGGGGAGAGCUUAACGAAGAGCCUUUUCCGAUGAAUGUAAAAACGGAGAUUCGGAACGGUAAGUAUUUCCAUUUCAGCUUGAAUUUCAUUCAGCUGUUCUUUUCUCUGGACAACCAGGGAUACAUUUUCUACAGAGCAGAGUUCUCUUCGUGA
Haemonchus placei is the source of this 306-nucleotide messenger RNA. Lineage: Eukaryota; Metazoa; Nematoda; Chromadorea; Rhabditida; Trichostrongylidae. The record is from the annotation of a GenBank genome assembly.